This is a messenger RNA of Clarias gariepinus (North African catfish), 2884 nucleotides long. Its product is annotated as artemin. Gene Ontology annotation, molecular function: growth factor activity; receptor tyrosine kinase binding; glial cell-derived neurotrophic factor receptor binding. NCBI's taxonomy places the organism in Eukaryota, Metazoa, Chordata, Actinopteri, Siluriformes, Clariidae. The transcript has 4 exons. Bases 90 to 869 code for a protein of 259 amino acids. The record is from RefSeq and is a predicted model, not a curated record.
GAUGAAGUCGGUGUGACGGAGCUGGAGGACUGACUGCGCGCGCGCGCGUGUGUGUGUGUGUGUGUGAGAGUGUGUUAAGGCUUUGGGACAUGAGGAGCGGAGCCGCUCGGCGCCUCACCGGUGGCAGAAGGUGGAGAAGAGGUCGAGCCAACCAGGGACUGUUCGCAAUGUUAUCUGCAGCCACCGAUGCCACGUUUCAAAGAAGAAACUGGAAGAUGGUGGUAUGGGUGCUUGUAUCUCUGCUGCCCCUGGUAGUCGGAGACAGGCCUGGGUUUAGUGAAGACCAGGUGGAUGCAGUGGGUUUAGUUACGACUAUGCUGGACGAGCAGCCGUUUGACGCUCUACCUGAGGAGGAUGAGGACAUGGGAGAUGAGGACGGCCAUCCCCUGUGGCAUAAUGCAUUCGAACCCUUGGUUCUGGUAGAUGAAGAGAGUCCAGCCCGGUGGGAGCGCUCCCCACGUGCCUCAGAUGCCUCUGAUGCUCAGUCCAAGGGAGCACGCAAGAAAAAGAAGAAGAAGAAGAAAGAGAAGGAGAAAGGCGAGGAUGAGGUUCGGGGACAGAGCAGCCGAGACUGCCACCUGGAGAGGCGUGAGAUGCGAGUGAGGGACCUGGGGAUGGGUUACGACUCGGACGAGAUCGUGCUCUUUAAGUUCUGCGUAGGUUUGUGCCAGAGUGCACGGGGGAACUAUGACGCUGCUCUUCGGGCUCUCCUGACAAAUGGCAGCCUGCCGAAACGAACAGCACGCAAGGUCAGCGCCAGACCCUGCUGCCGACCCACUGCAUACAAGUCUGUCUCCUUCAUGGACACGUCCACAACAUGGAGGACCAUUGAGAAUGUCUCAGCUUUGGACUGCAAAUGUGUGGGCUAAGCCGGUGUCGGAAAAGGAGAAGCGAAAUGAUUAGAGAGGCAACCGGGAGCCAGAGCGCUUCCUGAAAUCAGGAUUACAGGAAUACGAGGCAUUCUGGGCUGAAAGCUGUUCUACUGGAAGGAGACAGCAAGGCUUUCUGUGACGUGCACUGUGAUGUGUUUGCAUUCAGCCUUUCAUAUUCCCAAAACCAGCGUGAUAAAGCCCGGAGUGAUACCGGACUCGCCCAAGGGUGGAGCAUGGCAUGGAGGAGUUCUUUGGAAGGUGGACGAUGGAGCCACAAUGGACGAUGACGUAUUGUUCGAGAACUCGUCAAGAAACUUUACAAGACUAUUAUAACGUGGAACGUUCCAUUUGUCCGUUUGUAACUGAAGGAAGUCAAGAGCUUUGAGUGUGUAUAGCUGCCAAUAACGGAUAAAAUCAUUUUAUAUUGUUUGAAUAGAAGCAUUCAGGUUUAAAUUUCUCACACACACUGCCUAAAUAAAGAAAAACUAUUAUUAUGAUACAUAUAUUUUUUAUGAACUUACAAUAUUGAAUUAAACCAUUCCUAUACAAAGCUGUGGACUGUUAAGGGAUCUAAUGAAAAGGUCGAUCUAAAAUAUUCGAGUUUCCCUCACGACAUUCAGUCAUGCUUGAAGUCCAGCAUUUUUGUGUAUUUACUCUUACACUCAGGCUAUGAGGCUAAUUUUUAGUAGCUAACAAAAAACGCAUAUCGACCAAACUCUAACUUUAAAUGACCCCCCCCACAGCACUCUAAGUGAUUCUGGUUGUUCAAGAUGGCUGCUUCGGUAAGAGUAAGGUUCUGUUCAUCUUUAUUCAUUCUACAAAGUCAUGCUAGCUAGGCUGCUAGGCAGUGUGUCUUCAGGAAAAUGCCAUGCUAACUUAAAAUGGGACAAACGUAAAAUUAGGAUUUCAUGUUAGCUGGUUUUUAGAAAGAAUGCUAAAGUACAACAGCAAUGAAAACAACACUUAACUAGUUAGCUAACUCUUUAACACUUAACUAGUUGGCGAGCUAAUCUCUUGUAAAACUGAACUAGCCAGCUAAUUACACAAGCUAAUUUGUAUUUCAACUGAACUUGCUUGGUUAGGAAAUAUAAUGUAAAGAUACAUCUUUAGAUACAAUCAGGACAAUAUCUUACUAUAAAAAAAAAGAAAAGCGCCCAACAGUUUUAGAUUUUUUUUCAACAAAUAAUAUGCGUUCUUUUAACAUUUCAUAGGAUUCAAUGUACAUACCACAUGAGUAAAGUACAUAUUUUCCCAAAGAAUUCUUAAGUACAAUAAUGACAUACAAUUACUCACAGUAUGUAUUUUCUUUAGUUAGUGGUUAAGGUAGCUAGCAGUUAGCUAAAUCAGCCUCAUAGCUGCAGUGCAAACCUCAGACAGAAAGCAUGGCUGGAUUUAGGAAUAGUGGGAAAUUGCUGUAACGUGUUGGGGUUGAUGUGAUGACUGACAGCUGAUACCGAUCUGGGCGGCAGAUGCAACACCAGCACUAGCAUAACACCGUGAUUAGCAUUUAUACCCGUUAUACCUGUCCUUAUUGUUGCUACCGACUGCAAUGCAUUUUUGUCGUUGUGCUACAACAUGGAUGCUGUGCAUCUCUUAGCAUUUACUGUAUGCUUCAUAGGUCAAAUAUUUAUUUUUGCAUCUAAGUUAUUUAUUUAUUCAUUCAUUCAUGUGUAUAAGGAUGUGUUUUUGACCCUUUAUAUAGAUAUAUUUAUUUACAUGUAUAAUAAUGUUCAUUUGCUUAAUUCCCACCUCAUUCGUUAUUCAUAAGAAAUCAACAAGUUAAAAAGAAAAAGACUUGUUUAACAAAAAAAAAAAGGCUUUUAAUGAGUGUCUAUUCGGAGUUAGAAAAGUUUCAGAGUCAGAAUUAAGUUAAUUAAGGUGUGUAUUAGCCACACUGACUGGUUGCCUUGUUGUUAUUUACUCUCCCUUUAAAGAAACGCUGCUCUCGAGGAAAUACUCCAAUGUACAACAGUAGUUAUAGAAGACAUUUAUUAGGUUUUACACAGUAUUUG